This is a messenger RNA of Brassica napus (rape), 1821 nucleotides long. RefSeq lists its product as uncharacterized. Lineage: Eukaryota; Viridiplantae; Streptophyta; Magnoliopsida; Brassicales; Brassicaceae. The transcript is spliced from 3 exons. The coding region runs from base 1 to 1821 and encodes 606 amino acids. The record is from RefSeq and is a predicted model, not a curated record.
AUGGGUCAAAUCCAUGGUAUAUCAGAAGGUUUGGAAGAAUUAAUCCCAGAUGAAUACAAUCGUUGCAAACUAUUCUCAUUUUCCCUAGAGGGAGAAGCUCUCAGAUGGCUAAACUGUUUAGCAACAAAAUCCCUUACUUGUUGGGAAGAGAUUAGAAACGCCUUCCUUAAGAAAUUUUUCGAUGAUGAGCGCUACUGGGAAGUAAGGAGACAAAUCUUUACAUUCCGCCAAGAUCCACGUGAAUCGUUUAAAAACGCAUGGGGAAGAGUCAGGAGCUAUGAACUUGAAUGCCCCCAUCAUUGUUAUUCAGAACCACAAUUCUUUAACUUCUUCUAUAGAGGUGUUAAUUUGAGAUGCAAAACUACACUCGACACAGCGAGUGAAGGAACUUUCGUCACUAGGAGCCCCGAAGAUGCUAGGCGCCAUAUCGAAAACGUAGUCACGGGAAAAUCCUAUGAAAAGAUGGAUGAAGAAAUAGGAAAUUCGAUAAAUUUAGAAGAUAAUUCAGAUUUGGUAAAGAUCAAGAAUUCCCUCAAUUCGCUUCACUCUUUUCUACAGAAUCAGCACCGAUCUGAUAUAGCCCAGAUCGAAAAUGAUGUCUUGUCUGAUAUGAAAAAUCAAUUAGAAGAAGAAACGAGCUGUUCAGACCCUUAUCUAGUGUUUAACAUUGAUAGCUUCACCCAAGCCUAUGAUAUUACUGUGAAAUCACGCACUGGAAAAGAGAAGUUCAAUAUCAGACAAGCCAUUACUGGCAACCAUAAAAGAAAGUCAGAUUUUUACGGAAAAAUAAAUAUGGUUUACGGAAAGUUAAUGGAAAAAGCAGAUUCUUUGAGUGAACUUAUCCGAAAAUUAGAAAGUCAAGUAGCUGAAAUUGCGACUGCCAUUAAAAGAGAAAGAGGACGUCUUCCCGGGAGGACUGAUUUAAACCCUAGACGUCAAGUCAGUGCCGUAAUGUUGCGUAGCGGAAAACGUCUCGCGACAAACACGAAGAACAAUACCGAAAUUGGAAAAUCUGCCAAUGCUGAUGAAACAAGCAAAAGCAAUUCUCAGCCUAUACUUCUUGAUGACCCUGACCCAAAACCUUCUUGCGAAAACAGGAAGUCUACCGCUGAAAAAGAUAAGGAAAAGACUAUAGACUUAGAAGUAGAAGACGAUCCGGAAAUAGAGGCCGAAAUCGAUCGACAAUAUGCACCUUCGAUAAAGAAGUAUAUGAAGGAUAUUAUGUCUCCAACCAAUCCAACUGUGGAACAAAGCAUUAUGAUGGUGUCAGAGGAAGUAAGUGCUCUGAUUCAAGGAGAAACUCCAACUAAGAGGCCUGAUCCUGGUAGUUUCAUCCUAGAUUGCAAUAUACAAAACACGCGGUUUCCUCGAUCAUUAUAUGAUCUUGGCUCUAGCUUGAAUCUCAUGCCUUACUCCGUCGCAGUAACCUUGGGAUUCAAUGAGUUUAUGUCAACUCCGAUUACCCUAGUUCCGGCCGAUCAGUCUAUCAGGGUACCCGAAGGGAUACUCGAAGCUACAGCUGGAGCGAUCAUUGAUGUGAAAGAAGGACGAAUAAAUUUGAACAUCGGGGACAUCUCGAUGACCUUUGAUAUGGAAAAGCUGAUCAAGCGACCAUUGAUAGAUGACCAAGCCUUCUAUGUAGAAGAAGUUUCUGAGCUGGAAAAGGAAUCUUUCAUAGACAUGUGCUCAGACGACCCCAUAGAAAACGCUCUUACCCAUAUCGAAAAGAAAAUCUUCAGCAUAGAUAAUAGGACAGACAAUUAUGUGCGACUGAUGGACGCAAGCAUCGAGGUUGCAAACAUCGAAGAAGAUGACGACUAA